AUGUCAAAAAUCGGCGACUUCCCCUUAAAAGACAAGAUUGCUGUUGUAACCGGCGGUGGCAGCGGCAUAAAUCUUUGUUUCGCCCAACUAGCAGUCCAAAAAGGCGCCAAAGUCAUAAUAGCCGAUCUCAAACUCACACCCGAAGCCGAGAAAUUCAUAAACAGCGAAGCCGCCUCAGCCAUAUUUACAAAAUGUGAUGUUACAAGGCGAGCAGAUCUAGAGAACCUGAUAAGAGUCUCAGAAGAAAAUUAUGGAGAUGUACCAGAUGUAUACAUCGCCGGAGCUGGUGUAUUUGAACCUUCAUGGUCCAACUUCUGGGAUGACACUGAAGAAGACGGUUACGCAGCCCUCGACGUAAAUGUAACUCACGCCAUUAAACUCACGCGUAUAGCCAUGCGUGCUCUCCUCCGCAAAGGCAAAAAGGGAGUCAUUUUAAUCACUGCUUCCCUAGCUGGGUACCAGGGAACGUUUAGUGCACCACUUUAUUGCGCUACGAAACAUGCUGUGAUCGGAUUUGUGAGGUCGAUGGCAGAAUUGGAUGGGCUGGAGGGGAUUAAAGUUUGUGCUGUUGCGCCUGGAAUGGUAGCAACACCCCUAUGGCUCUCUCGCCCCGACAAAAUGACACAAUUCGGCUACGACCCAGCCCACACCAUCACCCCCGAGCGUGUGGCAGCCGACAUGUACGAGCUCGUCACCGACGGUCAGUACGGUGGUGGUACCUGUCUUGAGAACUCUGCGGCUGGAACGAGGGUGUUGGGGACCUGGAAUAUCGAGGCGCCGAAGAGUGCAGGCACGAAGGUCCCGCAAAGUGUGAAGGAUGUGAAUUAUAGGUCUAUGAUUGAGAUUAUGGGCAGGGAGAAGGGUGCGAAGUUGUAA
This is a messenger RNA of Glarea lozoyensis ATCC 20868, 876 nucleotides long. RefSeq names its product NAD(P)-binding Rossmann-fold containing protein. Lineage: Eukaryota; Fungi; Ascomycota; Leotiomycetes; Helotiales; Helotiaceae. Bases 1 to 876 code for a protein of 291 amino acids. The record is from RefSeq and is a predicted model, not a curated record. Gene Ontology annotation, cellular component: cytoplasm. Gene Ontology annotation, molecular function: oxidoreductase activity, acting on the CH-OH group of donors, NAD or NADP as acceptor. The transcript is spliced from 3 exons.